Molecule: messenger RNA, 2072 nt
Organism: Trichoderma asperellum CBS 433.97
Lineage: Eukaryota; Fungi; Ascomycota; Sordariomycetes; Hypocreales; Hypocreaceae
Biological process (GO): transmembrane transport
Source: RefSeq, a predicted model, not a curated record
UGACAUCAAAGUUUAAGCAUUCUCUGAUACUUUCUUGCAAACGGUUAUUAAUUUUUAACAACCAACUCUGGCUUUCCAGGCUCCUUACUGUCCACAAUACGAAAAUAUCAACGUUUCGUGGUCCAAUUUGUGCCACGAAAUCACAACACUGGCGAACUUCAUCUUGACCAAGAGGCAUAUUCUUUCUGCCUCGGCUCUAUUCGAAGCUGCCGAUGAGCUUUGGCCGCCUUAGGUCGAUGGGUGUGAACUUGAUGGAAGUUUCGGCGUGAAUAAUUCGGGCCUGAUUGCAGGCCGUCGAAGGUGAAGCUCGAAGAGUUAUCAUAAGCUUUAAAAUUAGUUUGACAGAGAAAAUUCUUAUUCGGUCCUCGUUCAAUAAACUCCAACGAUGUUUAAGCAAAUAAUGAAUUUCUUUGCUUCUCCUGGAGCCAAAGGAGCCAUUGAAGAUGCUGCACCGACUCAGUACAUUUUCACUGGCCCUGUUGCCUCCGAAGAAAAGAAAUCAAUUUUUAUUGAUGAAGUAGAGCAAGGUACACCUGCAAAAAACAUCACUGGCUAUAUCGAUCGUGUGAAGAAGGGUAGGCUUGACCGGUGGCUUGAUAGAGUUGUCAAGGCAUCCGGCUCUCAGACAGUCUUCUUCAUCAUGAUUGCAGGUCUCCUCGUUUGGGCUUUCCUUGGCAUCCCCUAUGGCCAAACCGACAACUGGGCUGCAGUCAUCUCCGACGUGCAAGCCAUUAUUAGCUACUUCUUUGACUCGCUCCUUAUGCGUCAACAACUCAAUGGCUAUGAAAGGCAGGUUCGGAUCUCCGCAAGCUUGAGGUCUCGCGUCCACAGCCAGAAACGUAUGCUGCGACAGAUUCUCGCCAGCAAACGUUACAAGAAGCCAUCUUUUGAGGAGAUUCAGAAUUUCCACUCAGACAAAUUCGAUCUCAAUCUACCUCAAGAGAACUGGAUUAACCGUGCUUCCAAUCGCACUGCGGUAGUUCUAGGUCACUUUGGUACUAUCUGCCUAUACUGGAUUUGUAUCUUCAUCUGGCUCGGCUUCGGACAAUACUGCGACUGGAGUGAUCGCUGGCAGCUCUAUAUCAAUUCUGGAACCUCGGCGCUAAUGAUACUGAUCUUUACCUUUUUGGCCAAUAUUCGCGAACGCCAUGAUGAAUAUGUCGAGAGGUGCAUGAAUUGCAUCUUUGAGGUCGAUUCCGACGUCGAGCUGAAACUCCGCAUUCUCAGUGGCGACACCGAACCAAAUCCCACAAUCGUUAUCCCUGCGCCUCCCUUAGGCUCUUUUCAGCGAAUCAUCUUUUAUUAUGCAGAUGUUGUUGGAACUCUCGUCGGAAUCGCACUGCUGUUCAUUGUCUUGAUUAUUUGGGCCGGCAUUGGUCCUGUCAUGCAGUGGAACAACAACUGGUGGCUGUUCAUUGGCACCUACGCGGGUUUGAUCGGAUUGAUUGACGGCUUUGUCCUCCGAAACGUUCAACAGCGGCUACAUCAGUAUGAACGGCUUGCUCUCGAAGAGGCCAAACUUGAGGAUAUAGGUCUAUCAGACGACAUUGGAGUGCCUGCGCCAGAGAAAACCAAGGUCAACUACAGCUCUAUCAACUAUCGUCUUUCUAAUAAAAUGGGUAUUAUCUGCGCGCACGAGGUCACUGUCAUGCUGGGCAUCUUGCUUGUCAUAGGCCUUGUUAUUGGAGCCAGCGCAAUGAGAUGGACUCUUACCGGACAAUUAAUUUGCAACAUUCCUCCAAGCAUCAUCGAGUCGUUCUUCAUGAUGAUCCUAAUCACUGGUCACAACCUUUCGGAAGCUGACUGGCGCGCAGAUUUGCUCCAUAUGUACUUGUGGCGUUUGCGACUCUAUGCGUUUGUUGACCAAUUGACAGACGAACCUGGCGAAUGUAGUGACAUUCAAAGACACUAAGCGCUCAAAUGAACCGUAGCAGGUGAGUGCUACGGUUCAGAAAAUAAGAAUAGGGUACUCUGUACUCGUAUUCUAUCAAUCAAUUGGCUAUCUUGAAGUAUCAACUCUCAUCAGCCUACUUAUCUUUGUUGCUGGCUUUCCGCUACUUUUCUUAUUCCAG